AAGAAGACGCACGAUGCUCACCAAGUUUGUCUUUCUCGUGGCGGUGUUCGUCGUGGUGAACUGUGAACAUGACGACGACACGCUACUGGCCAAAGCUCACAACCAGUUUGCCGUGAAUCUGCUGAAGCACCUUGCCACUCAGGAUCCCUCGUCCAACGUCUUCUUCUCGCCGACUAGCAUCGCCGCUGCCUUCGGCAUGGCCUACGCUGGUGCCCGGGGAAGCUCAGAGGCCGAGCUGGGGUCAGUGCUCGGCCAUACUGCGGUUGGCUUGACAGACCGAGCAAGAGUGCUUGCGGCCUACAGGAGCCUGCUGCAACUCUCCGCAUCCCCCAAUGUGACGCUGGAUGUGGCCAACAUGGUCCUCGCGCAGAGCGGCUUUCCAAUAACCGACAACUACAAGCAGCAGCUGCGCGAAGUCUUCGACGCGGAGCUGCGGUCCGCCGACUUCGUCAACGAAGGUCCCAGCGUCGCGGCCGAAGUCAACGCCUGGGUGCGUGACAAGACUAGGGGAAAGAUUUCCGGUAUCCUGCCUGAAGGUCGGCCGCUGGACAUUGUCCUCUUCAUCCUGAACGCCGUCUACUUCAAGGGCACCUGGGUGACCAAGUUCGACGUCGCCAAAACCGUGAACAAGCCCUUCUUCAACCUUGGAACCACCGAGGUGAGCAAGCCGGCGAUGCACCUCAGGAAUCGUCUUCCUCACACUCGAGUCGAUGCCCUGCACGCAUCUGCUCUGGAGAUCCCGUACUUGGGUGGCAAGUUCAGCAUGGUGGUCAUGCUCCCGGACACCCCUACUGGUCUUCAGACGCUCAGAGAUGGCCUGUCUGUGGCUACUCUUGAAGAUCUCGGCAGCAAUCUGCGCACAAAAGAUGUCAUACUCCAGAUGCCUAAGUUAGAGAUGAGCCUGAGUUACAACUUGGUGGCCGCGAUGAAGGCACUCGGACUGAACACCCCGUUCGGAGGCUCGGCUGACUUCAGCGGAAUCACCGAGGGUACACCUGUCCAUAUAUCGGAUGCCGUGCAUAAAGUGGCCGUCGAGGUUAACGAGGAGGGAACUGUCGCGGCCGCCGUUACAGGACUGUCCAUUGUGCCUAUCUCGGCUUUGAAUUCCCCCCCACCACCAGUUUUGUUCACUGUUGAUCGCCCUUUCCUGUACUACAUCCGAGACAAGAACACCAACCGCAUCCUCUUCAUCGGCGAAGUCCACAGCCUUUGACAGGCGUGAUCUUUCUUGUGCUCUAGUUUAGGGACAAGUUUUGAAGGACAAGAAAAAGUGUCAUUUGAGCUAGAAAAAUGAGGAAAUAAGGGAGUUAUUAUUGUUUGAAAAUAAACUGCGCGCUUUUAAUACAAUCCUUUUAGUACAACUUAUGGUUAGUUUUAUUUGGAGAAAGAGU
Molecule: messenger RNA, 1391 nt
Organism: Dermacentor silvarum
Lineage: Eukaryota; Metazoa; Arthropoda; Arachnida; Ixodida; Ixodidae
Product: intracellular coagulation inhibitor 3
Exons: 2
Coding region: 14-1213 (399 amino acids)
Molecular function (GO): serine-type endopeptidase inhibitor activity
Source: RefSeq, a predicted model, not a curated record